ACGCGUGGAGAUUUGCCACCGUUGAUUCGUCAUAAUCGCCUCGAGAAAAAUUCUGAAUUUUUGAUUUGCAGUUUUGGAGGUUGUUUUACGUCUUAAUUAUGCGAAAAACACAAUAGAUAAGAAGAAUAGUUCAUUAAUUUCCCCCUCAAAAGCGCGCUAGCCACAAUAUGAUCCCCUUAACACACAAAGAUAAAAUAGGCAUUAGCUUCAGGAUUAAGGAGAAAAUAUACGGAUGGUUCCGACUAAUAUUCUCCGACAGAAAUUCACGGAACCUCUUGUUAUUCCUAUUGCUUAAUCUUAGUUUUGCUUUCGUCGAAUUACUUUAUGGGAUAUGGACAAACAGUCUGGGUCUCAUUUCCGAUUCCUUCCAUAUGUUCUUUGAUUGUACAGGUCUGUUAGCGGGUCUAGCUGCUUCCGUCAUCACAAAGUGGAAGGCAAACGAUAAAUUUUCGUACGGUUAUGUGCGAGCUGAGGUCAUUGCUGGCUUCGUCAAUAGUUUGUUUCUCUUGUUUAUUGCCUUCUUCAUUAUGUCCGAGUCAGUCGAGCGAUUGAUUGAGCCUCCGGAAGUGAAACACGAAAGACUGUUUGUAGUGUCUGUCCUUGGAUUAUUAGUUAAUUUAGUGGGAAUUUACGCGUUUCAACAUGGCCACGGGCAUUCACAUGGUGGCGGUGGCGGCGGUCAUGGUCAUUCACAUGGCGGCGGCGGUCACGGACACUCUCACGGCGGCAAUAAUCACAAUCAUUCACACAACCAUUCACACGAGCAUCCCGAAUUGGUGUUGCAAAAUAGCGAAGACUCUCAAAUUAUGCGCGGAGUAUUCUUGCACAUUCUCGCUGACACAUUAGGAAGUGUAGGAGUCAUCAUUUCUGCAGUUCUCAUGCAAACGUUCGGCUGGAUGAUUGCCGAUCCCAUUUGCUCCAUGUUCAUUGCAGUGCUGAUUGCAUUAAGUGUGUUGUCGCUCAUCAAGGAAUCUGUCAUGAUUUUGAUGCAACGUCAACCUGUGUCGUUAGAUCGUCUCUUGCCACAGUGCUAUCAGAAAAUCACGGGUCUUGCAGGUGUCUAUUCGGUGCAAGAACCGCACUUUUGGACCUUAUGUUCAAACGUGUAUGUUGGUGCAAUCAAGUUGGAGGUGUCGAAAAAUGUGGACCCUAAAUACGUCGUUACACACACAAAACUCAUUUUUGAGGCAAUUGGGGUACGACAAGUUUACAUACAGUUAGACUACGCCGCAAUGUGAUACUAAAGCAAAGUCUUUGCUUCCACUAAAGAAAGCCGUCAUUAAUAUUUUGCAUUCCACAACUGUCCUUGUUUUUAUAUGUUUGUUACUUACUUACCUAUCUGAAUGCAAUAAAACAAUAGUCAUUGGAAUUUUUUAGUAAGUUUAAUGCGAAACAUCAUGUAAACAACCACCUUGUAUGUAUGAAAAAAAAAACAAAUAUUUUGUAGUUAUUAAGUUAGAAAUUAAUCUAUAAAUUCUUGUAAAAAAGCCUUUAAAUGCCAAGAUUUUAUUAAAGUCUAUAUAUUCAUGUCUA
This is a messenger RNA of Culicoides brevitarsis, 1533 nucleotides long. It is a transcript of the gene ZnT86D, whose product is annotated as zinc transporter 7. Gene Ontology annotation, cellular component: membrane; cytoplasmic vesicle; Golgi apparatus. Gene Ontology annotation, molecular function: zinc ion transmembrane transporter activity. The transcript has 4 exons. The coding region runs from base 168 to 1238 and encodes 356 amino acids. The record is from RefSeq and is a predicted model, not a curated record. Lineage: Eukaryota; Metazoa; Arthropoda; Insecta; Diptera; Ceratopogonidae. Gene Ontology annotation, biological process: intracellular zinc ion homeostasis; zinc ion import into Golgi lumen.